UCUCGUUCACCCAAACAAUUCGUUCAAAAAGAACGAAUCGUUCGCGACCGAUACAACACUAGUCCAUAUACUCUUCAACACCGACAUCAACUAGGGGGGGAAGGUUUUCAGUGUUUAAGAACAUUUUGGAACACUUUUAUUUAAAGACAUGAAUUUCAGACUAACGGAAGGGGCGAUAGAGUCCCUUUUCAAAGAGAUUCCAGUCAAAAAUCCAGUGUUGCAACUUAUGAACAUCCGUGAGUGCCCGCCUGGAAAACAAGGACAAUCCCGGUACCGCUUGAACCUGAGUGACGGCGUGCACAGUUCGUCCUGUUUCGUGUUGGCGUCGCAGUUGAACCAUCUGAGUGAAGACAAGCAACUGGAGCCAAACUGCGUGUGCGUGCUCAAGAAGACCAUCUCUUCGAAUGUGGCCAGCAAGCAAGUUCUAGUGGUGUUGGAAAUGGACGUGUUGCAGACUGCUGCUGCGGCAGGAGGCAAGAUUGGCAAUCCCAUACAGUUAAUUGACACUGCGGGCCAGGAGGAGGCAGCCAGAAGCACUAACAGUUCCAAUGAAAUACCUGGACCCUCCAGAACCAGCACAAGCAGUUGUGAAAACUCUCCGAUGAAGAUUUCUCAGAUGAAAGGUACUGGAAAAGCUGCCACCUUGAAAAGCUUCGGGACCGAAUUCACGCCAAUAAACAAACUCAACCCAUAUUUGAGCAAUUGGACGAUCAGAGUACGAGUGACCCACAAGUCGGACAUCCGCAAUUGGAGCAACUCCAGAGGGGAUGGCAAACUCUUCAGCUUUGACGUGACGGACCAGAGCGGAGAGAUCAGGAUCACCGCCUUCAACAUCCAAGUGGACAAGUUUUUCUCACUGGUGGAGCCGAACGAGGUCUACCUGAUCUCCAAAGGCUCUCUGAAGUUGGCCAACAAGCAGUUUGCGACACUCAACAACGAAUACGAGAUCACGCUGUGCGCCAACUCGUGCGUGUUGCCCUGCAAGGACGGCUGGGACGUGCCAUCCGCACGCUGUAACUUUGUGCCAAUCUCAGCGCUGGAGGACAAGGACCCUGAUGCAUCACCGAUCAUCGACGUGAUCGGCGUGUGCCAGGAGGCUGAGGAAGUGUCGCAGAUCACCACCAAGGCUGGCAAGCAGCUGACUAAAAGAGAGCUGGCGCUUAUCGACUCCAGUGGAAAGAUGGUGACACUCACACUGUGGGGUGACCAGGCACAGAAGUUCAAUGCUUCCUGUCACCCGGUGGUAGCCAUCAAAGGGGCUCGCUUGUCAACGUUCGGGGGACGCUCGCUGACGGCGGUCUACGGCUCUACGCUGAUGGUGAACCCCGAAAUCCCCGAGGCCUACAAGCUCAGAUACUGGUACAACCAGGUGGGCUACGCCCACAACGUCCGGUCCUUGACUGACUCCCGGUCGACAGCCGGCGAGUUCACCACCAACUGGAAGUCUUUGAGUGACGUUAAGACUCAACAGCUGGGACACGGCGAGAAGGCUGACUUCUUCAGCUGCGUGGCCACUGUGGUCUUCGCCCGCAAGGAGAAUUGCCUUUACAAGGCAUGCCCUGCUGCGUCCUGCCACAAGAAAGUUCACCAGCAGGAGAACGGACGCUUCCGCUGUGACAAGUGCUGCAAGGACUACCCUGGCUUCAAGUACAGAUUCAUGCUGUCUGUGAACUUGGCUGACUUCGGGGACAACAUGUGGGCUACGUGCUUCCAGGAGACGGCGGAGACCUUGCUUGGUCUCUCCGCUGAACAACUGGGAGAACUGAGGGACACGGACGAGACCGCAUUCAACGAGGUCUUCCGAAAGGUCCACUUCAGCACGCACGUCUUUAGGAACAGAGUCAAGCUGGAGACAUACAACGACGAAUGCCGUAUAAAGGUGACCGUUUUGGAGGUCCUGCCCGUGGACCACCGGCAGCACAGCAGGAAUCUUUUGAACAGCAUCCGCACUCUGGCCCAAAGGAAUUGAUCGGCACCUGAAACUCGGCUGACUCACGUGGGCCGAGAGAGCCCAUCCUUAUAAAAUCAUGUUCUUUUAUUUAUUAUUAUUUUAAAUUGAAGAAGCUCUUUUGUUGCUGUGUGAACUUUGUUUCAUAAUCUUCUGAUAAAGAAGCUCUUUUUUGUCAGA
Molecule: messenger RNA, 2128 nt
Organism: Corythoichthys intestinalis (scribbled pipefish)
Lineage: Eukaryota; Metazoa; Chordata; Actinopteri; Syngnathiformes; Syngnathidae
Product: replication protein A 70 kDa DNA-binding subunit-like
Exons: 17
Coding region: 149-1969 (606 amino acids)
Biological process (GO): nucleotide-excision repair; double-strand break repair via homologous recombination; DNA replication
Cellular component (GO): nucleus; DNA replication factor A complex
Molecular function (GO): single-stranded telomeric DNA binding; damaged DNA binding
Source: RefSeq, a predicted model, not a curated record